Lethenteron reissneri (Far Eastern brook lamprey) is the source of this 5545-nucleotide messenger RNA. RefSeq names its product AKT1 substrate 1 (gene AKT1S1). Gene Ontology annotation, biological process: negative regulation of protein kinase activity; negative regulation of TOR signaling; neurotrophin TRK receptor signaling pathway. Gene Ontology annotation, cellular component: cytoplasm. The record is from RefSeq and is a predicted model, not a curated record. NCBI's taxonomy places the organism in Eukaryota, Metazoa, Chordata, Hyperoartia, Petromyzontiformes, Petromyzontidae.
CGAGCGGGUUGUCGGCUCUCUCAUUCGCACUCUGCCCGCCGCCGCUGCUGCCGCUGCCGCCGCUGUUGUUGUUGCUGCUUCUGCUUCCGCCGCGAGGUCAAGUUUCUUCUCCACCGCGCUCCAUCGUCGGGCUCGGGAACCUCGUCCGGCCUCGUCCACGGGAGUGCUGUCUUCUGUGACUCUACGUCGUCCGGGCGCUAACGCCGCUCCACUCAUUUCCGCGAUGGCGAUGAACAUGGCCGACAACCACAAGGAGAGCUGGGAGGCGCUCGUGAACCAGGUGGAGAAGUACCGCCGCCAGACAGGCAACGAAGUGGCGCUGCUCACCGCCUACCAGCCCCGCACGCAGCCCGGCGUUCUGGCGUACGCCGUGCAGGGUGGCGGCACUCUCGUCGAGGCCACCCGCCGCUUCCUUGACGACAUCGCUGUCUGCCACCGAGCCACCAUUCUCGUGGCGGCGCGCAAGAUCCAGGGGGCGGCAGCAGUGCCAGCGCAGCCCGACAAGCAGGGGGCCAACACCGCCGCGGGCUCCGACAGAGACAUUUACUCGCAGAGCUACCCCUCCAUCUACGGCCGCGGCUCCUUCUCCGCCACGCCAACGGGCGUGCGGGAGCCGGUGUCGCUCGUGCUGCACAAGGAGCGCAGCGGCGAGCCGGUGCCCAGCCUAGACCGCGCAGACGCCGGGCAGCCGGUGAAACGCAGCAUACAGCAGCAGCAGCAGCAGGAGGAGGACGACGAUGAGGACGACGAGGAGGAGGACGAAGAGGAGAGGCGACGUGACAGCCGCGAUGCCGGAGGUCUGUUUGUCAUGGAUGAAGACUCGCCGAUCAAUGACUGCGAACCGUUCUUUGAGUCGGAUGGAGAGGAGGAGAGUACGGAUGACGGCAGCUUGAGUGAGGACACUAACUCCAGGGCCGGCUGCCACCAGUACGCAAAGUCACUGCCCGUUCGAGUGCCAGUCUGGGGCUUCAAGGAGCAAAUCGAGCAUCAGCAGCACGUCCAGCAGCAGCAUCAGCAGCAGCAUCAUCAGCAACAUCAUCAGCAGCAUCAUCAGCAGCAUCAUCCGCAGCAUCAUCAGCAGAAGGGCAAGCAUCAGGACGACCCAGACAAAGAGGCCAGGAUGAACGCGCCGGACCUGGAUCAGAUCGGAGCCAGCAUGAAGGCCCUGGCCAUGAGCGUGACGGACGGCACGGAGAUGUUCGGCGACCUACCGCGGCCACGUCUCAACACGGGCGAAUUCCAAAAGCUCUACCGAAAGAAAAAGAAUGAACAUCAAGAGGCCAUAUAGGACACACAUCAUCGACUGAAGACCCAUAACCUGGCUCACAGCGGUGUAUAUAAGAUAAAAUAUAUUAUUUUUUGCCAUUCUCAAUCAAUGGAUGAAGGCGUCCCCCACACCAUAUUGGUCAUUGCGGUUGUUCCAUACUUUACCGCGCUGGUCAGAGUGGUUUCGUGAAGGGAGUGCAAGACCGGCCAGGUUUCGAACUCGGGUCGCCAGGCUAAUUGCUCCGCCACCACUGCACCCCUCUUUGCUGGGUACUUGGCUUUAUAUGAACCUGAUUCUUAGUUUUCAAACAAAUGAGAUGUUCAGUUUCAUCACGCUGAAUGCACACUGCUAAGCAGCAUUUAAUGAGAGGACUUGAUUGACGCGACUUUAUUUUCAUGUGCUUUUUUGAUUGCCAAUUACAUACAUUACCCCCUCAAUGACCAGUGUAAAUAAAAUAAUUGUAAAUUACACGGUGGGUUCAGUGACCCUGACUCGGUAUGGAAAGCAAUUUGCAUUAUGUUUGGUUGCUUGUAGGGCAUUUGGAUAUUGUUUGGGUAUAUUACAGCAUUAAUAUUUGUCCACUGAAGCAAAUAGCAUAUACGCAGGCAAGUUUAUCAAAUUGCCAUUUUUACACUCGAGUAAAGCUUUGGGAUUUUUGGAAUCAAUUGCCUUGCAUGUACAAUAGUUAUACACAAUACGCUGUCAAUGCAAAGUAUACCUAAUUUCAAUACCCCUUAAAAUGUCCCCAGAAUUAAAAAGUUCUGAUUAUUUUUCAGCAAAAGUUUACAUUGCUCCAAUUGACGUGGCUCAUUAUGUUUUCAUUAAAAAGAUGGUGAUUUUCAAGUGGUAGAUAAAAAAUACAUGCAUUCUAACUCAAAUUGUUAUAAUGUUGUCAUUCCAACGUUAAGACUCGCAGCACAAAUAUUUUAGUUUUAAUUCAGGUCUCUGGGGCACGUAAUUUUAUUAUUAUUAGAUCCUGGUCUUUAAGGGGGAUUACAGGACAAGCUCCCUAAUGGAGCACUAAGGUGAAAAGCGUCGUUGAAGGACAGCGAGUUUGUUCGCCGUGAUUUCGUCUUGUGGACCGGACCAGUUGCGUGUUAUUGGAUUAUUUACGUACAGGUGAGUGUACAAACCUGCAGCCAAUGAACGUAUCAGUGCUUUGAAGUCACUUUUCAAUUGCAUACGAGGCCUAUGCCAUUUAAACCUUAGCUAAGCCCAAUUGCAUUUACAAGAAUAAUUAUAAAUCAUUAUUCAGCUGUCAACAAGAUUUGCUUUCAUGGACACAAUUCCUUUAGCACUUUAUGAUGCUCCAUUACAAAGAGCGAUCACCAUUGUUUAGCAGAAAAGGGUUAACGGGCAUUUCUAAUUCAAUUAUACGGCUAUAUAAAUAUAGAAAUCCACAGCAUUGCAACGGCAACCAUAUGUUUUAAUAACAGAUAUGUUGUGAACAAAGAUUGCUACAGUAUCUAUCGCAAAGUAUUACGUGUAUUUUGUUGAAUCGUGUAGCAUAUGUUUGCACGCCAAUGUCCUGUGUUUUGGGAAGAUGUAGCUAGUUCUGUUUGCCAGAGAUUAUAGCAACCUGCAAGCAAAUACUACAAAUUCUGAUAAUACAAUGCAUUUGAGAAAUAUUAUUUUUAAAAGGACAAUUAUAAAACCAAACUAUUUGGGGCAUUCUAAAAAACAAUGUCUAUGUAACAUGUUUGAAUUGUGAAUUAUAGUGUGUUAACAACGGUGUGUGUGUAAGUGAUGUGACAACUUGCGCAAAAUGUUAUUUGUAAUUUAAAUUAGGUCUACUUAUAAAGAAUAUGUUAAAUACAUCGCAAACGCUUAGAAUAACUUCUGUAAGUGCACGUACCAUGCCUGAUGGUAACAACGUAUAAGGGGAUUGUUUUUCACCACAGUAGAGGAAAAGGAUUGGCAACAAACAACGUAAACGUUUAUAGAGUGAUAUUCACUACUUGUUUGAGUCACUGGGCUAAACAGCACUUCACAAUGAGUCAAACGUUAAACAUGUUCUCCAUGUAUGCAUUUUCAAUUUUAACUUGCGAUCGACACGAGUUAAAUCUUAUGUUACAACGUGCGAGCUGUUUUCUUUCUCCAGAUGUCAGCCAUCGACACUCUUUAAGGACCACAAGCGAUGGUUCUAAUGGCAACACCUGGUGGAGCAGCUCAUUGGGAUCAAGAAUCACUAGGAGCAGGAAUACAUUUUUUAGGGACAAUCCAGGGGAGGACCUCGAGGCUAAAUUCUUGGAGAACCAUGCAAUUGACUGAAUCUUGUGACAUUCACAAGUGGCCCAGCUGCAAUAUUUUAAGUGUGAAAUACAGCACCACCUGCCACUACAGAGGAGGCUGUGUGACCAGGGGGCAUGGAUCAGGUGAUGUUCUCGACGUCACUAAUUCCCACGGGGGAGUUGUGUUGUUUUUUGUGACAGGUGAAAAAUUCUGGAACGGAAUUUCUUCAGUGAGAGCAUGUUCAAUGGCUGCUCCAAAAUGUAGGUUUGACAUCCGUGCCCAAGACUAUGUUCAUGGCAUUUAUAGUUGAUUUUGUUCCAAGUUUUCUUUGUUGUCUGUCUUUUAAAGUUUGGCCUUAAGUGUUUUACAUGAGCAACACAAAAUAGAAUUUGGUUCAGUAGGUAGAGUGGAGUCUGCCUAAAAGGCCAUAAAGGAUGAGGUAGGUAAAGGGCUUUUGGAAAACCCCAGCAACCAAAGCGUUGAGGGCUGUGUGCAGCCUUGAGUCGUUUAGUAGUACUUAGGGGGGAAGAAUAUUAUUUUAAAGUACAGCACUGUACUUUUGUCAUGAUUCGCUAAAAUAACACGAUUAUAAUUAUGGAUUCGUCAAAUGACACGAUCAUAAUUAUUGGUGGAUGAAAAGGUUAAGAAUUGCCCUGCACAUAGAGCUUGCGCUACCACGGGUGGUGGGGCCUUGCUCUUCAGCAGUGGUCGGCAAACAUUAACAAGAAGAGACAUACUUUUCGAAUUCGGCAAACUCAAUAUUUCAAGAACCACAAUGCAUGUGAAUACGAGACUGUGGUGCUUAAUAAAUAACGUCACGAAGCAGUCCUUAAAGAGCCUCAUGUGUCUUCGGAGCCGCAGGUUGCCGAUCCCUGCUCUUGAGAGUCUGUGAGCCAGCAUGGUGCUGCAGCUGCUGCUUUCUGCUCAGCAGGCAGGCUGUAAAAUGUGUGGAUGUGUUCACGCAUGGGUGGGUGGGUGAAGGAAGGCAGUUCUGGAUUGAGGAGUUCCCUGGAUGUUUCCGAGCACCGUAGAGAAUUCAGUUUUUUUAUGCAGUUAGCCCAACUUUCUGGAUUAUAUACAUUGACAAGUUAUUCUGCGAAAAUAAACUGAUCACAGGGUGUUUCGUGAGUUCAGUUGAACGUGAAAAAACCUGAAGCUGAGAGUGUUCCCUUGUAUGUUUUGAAAUGCCACUUGUCUUCAAUGGUAAAGCAUGGAGUGAUGCGUGAUUGGUAAGUUCUGAUUCAUUCUUACGCUCAAGAUUCAUGCAUUGAAUCGUUGGGGGUGAAUCAGUUGCUACAAAAAAUAUUGUGCAAAUUAUGUACUGUUACAUUGAGGCCAAUGCUUUGUACAUGUAUGGUUCUGUGAAUGUACAAACAAGGCAACAACAACAACAAAUUCCACCCAAGAAAGAAUUUGAACGAGAAUCGUCUGGAAUCAAAUUUGUGAAUCGUGACAACUUGUAGAGCCGCUGCAGGAAUGAAUCGUUAUGAUGCCUUUGAUAAUGACUGCUUCUGGCCUAGAUUUGUGCUCAAAUGUGUUUGAUUCGCCGCUGCUCAGCAUCAUCUGCACAUUUGUUUUGAUGUAUGGUUCGUCGGGUUUGUAGUGUAUUUUGUAAUGUUUCUGAAUUACGGAUGUGGUUAGCUUAAUGUUGGCCAGAAAAAAGUGCAAAAAAAUAAAUAAAAGUUGAAAAUAAGAAAAAAAAUUCUAAAUACAACUUUGUUUUUGCAUUAAUGAAGAUUUAAAUAACUUUUUGUAGCGUAUUCUGAAAGUAUUUUCAGCAUUAAAUAGGUAGACUUUAUAAUGCUCAAGGAUUGUAGGGAAAUUAUUUUCUUUGCUCAAUUUUUAUUUCACAUUAGAGCGGGGGGGGGGGGGUUCCCAAAAACACGGGAGGUGGACUUUGUUCUGUUCUUGUUACAAAUGUAAUUUGUACCAUUGUUCCAUUUGUUACUGUCAAGAGUAUGCAAUAGACUCUGCAUGCUUUAUCACUGCAAAUUGUAGAAACAGUGUGAGAAAACACUAUCCGAAUAAAGAUGACCUGUGAUAUCA